CUUUAUUGAGCGAUGGAUGAAGGAAGAUGAAAUUGAGGGUGAAGAAGUUGACUUAACAGGUGCCGUAAGUGGUACUGAGGUGUCAACAGGAAAGAGUGAAAAGUUUAUCUCCACUGUCCAAAACCUUGGAUUAACAAAAGAAACAGCCGAACAGCUGUUUUCCACUUUACCAAUUGAAUAUAUUGAUCUGCAAACACCAUCCUACUGGAUAAUAAGAUACAUCACAAACAUCAUUGAAUCCCAUCCUGUCUUUACUAACGUUCCUAGAUACAUGUACUCUGAGGAUAAAAUAGGGGAGUGGUUUGAAGAAAAUAUUGAACUUACCGAGACCAAUGAAAUGAGAGACACAUCAACAUUUAAGAUUAAAAUGAUCAAUCACGAUUCAAGUGCAAAAAGCAAAACAGCGGUAGAUGAAUUUGUAGAGGAAAUCCAAACUGAAGAAAACUGUGAAGUCCUUUUCCAUGGAACUGAUCACACAAGUGCUAAAUCGAUUAUAGAGGAAGGAAUACUAAUUUCUAAAGGCAAGAAAUACCAAGAUUUUUCCUCUUAUGAUGGAUUCUACUUGUCAGAUUCGUAUGAAAAAGCACUUCAAUGGUCUUCUAUUGGUAGAAAACACCAUCAUGCAGUUUUGGUGUUUAAAAUUCAGAAGUCCUUACUGGAGGCUGAUGGCGUCAAACGGUUAGAUCUUUCUGGUGAUAAAAAAGGAUGGGAAGAAAUUGUACAAUUCUGUCGAAAAGGUUGCAGCUAUCAGAAAACGAAAAGGAGAUUGCUGGGUGGAGUUGAGUUUAUUAAAGGGCCGAUGUGUCUCAAUGGUAGGGAUGUGGCCAAGGGAAAGAAAGCACCAGGUGUUGGAGGCACAGAGAAUUAUCAGAUAUGUGUCAGAGAUGAAGAUUAUGCUAAAAUGUUUGGCAUGGUUGAAAAUAUCGCUGGCAUUGUUUUUCUGUAA
This is a messenger RNA of Lymnaea stagnalis (great pond snail), 946 nucleotides long. Lineage: Eukaryota; Metazoa; Mollusca; Gastropoda; Lymnaeidae. The record is from the annotation of a GenBank genome assembly.